AUGGAGAACUGCGUGAGAGGUCGAGCGGGAGGAAGGGUAAGGGAGGAGGCGGGUCCGUCGCUGCCCCUGCCUCCGCCGCCGCGCCUCGCGGCCGCGAAUUCCUCUAAUGCUGCUGCUGCUGCGGCGGCGACGGUGUCCAUCCGGGCGCACCUGGCGCGCACCGCGAGCGGGGUGGACGCGCAGCCGUCGCCGCGGUCGCUGCUGUCGCGCAUCCUGCUGCGUGGCGGGGACGGCGGGAGUGGCGGGGGAGGGUUCGGGUGCCGGGUGCGGCUGCCGCGGCGGUACGGCGGCGGCCUGAGGGAGGAACGGAAGGACGGCACCGAGCAGGGGGAGACUCCCCGGGUUAAGGUCGUGGAGCCGCCGCCACCGCCACCGCCGGAACUGCCCCUCGAGACGCCACGGAGUUCUUUAGGGAGGAAGAAACCGGAGGAGGAGCUGGUGUCCAUGAACCUGGGCCUGGGCGCCAGCCUGGUGCUGCUGCUGUCCAAGAGCGCCGUGGAGCUGAACAAGAUGGUGGAGCUGCGCGCGCAGAUGGAGGCGCUGGUGUCAGAGAUCAGGCAAGCCGCGCGGUGGAAGGAGGAGAAGCAGGCGAACCACCCUGCUGCGCCGUCCACCUCGCAGGAAUCCGACGGCAGCAGCGCCACCACGACCGCCGUGAAGGACCCGAUCGCGUUCCCCGCGGCCGACGCCGACGCCGCGUCCAACUGCUCCCGCACGGCGGCCGACAACGCGGUCGAAGGCCGCGCGGCCGUGGUCAUGGACCUGAUGGAGGCGGAGCUCCAGGCCGAGCUGAGCCGCAUGGAGCGCCAGCGCGGCGGUGCGGUGCACGGCCACGGCGGCGGCGACAACCGGAUCGCCCCGAUGGCAGGACUCGAGCUGCGUGGACAACGGCGACGACGGUGCAACAAGCACGACGACGAUGAUGAAGUGGACGGCAAUGGUGAGGAUGACGACGACGACGAGGAGGAGGAGGAGUACGAGGAGGAUGACGACGAGGAAGAUGGGGGUUACGGCGCGGACAGGAUGAGCCCCCCGCACGGCGGCGUGUCGGCGCGCGCGCUGGAGCGGCGGCUCCACGAGCUGCUGCAGAAGCGGCAGCAGGAUCGGAUCGUGGAGCUGGAGUCGGCGCUGGACAGCGCGCAGCGCAGGCUCCACGAGAAGGAGCGCGAGGUGGUGUGGUGGCGCGACGCCGCCAAGCUCGUCUCCCACCGCCGCGACGAGUCGCGCCGGAUCGCCAGGUAG
Molecule: messenger RNA, 1242 nt
Organism: Miscanthus lutarioriparius
Lineage: Eukaryota; Viridiplantae; Streptophyta; Magnoliopsida; Poales; Poaceae
Source: the annotation of a GenBank genome assembly